Messenger RNA from Apis mellifera (honey bee), 1988 nucleotides. It is a transcript of the gene MFS9, whose product is annotated as vesicular glutamate transporter 2.2. The transcript has 10 exons. Gene Ontology annotation, molecular function: transmembrane transporter activity. Gene Ontology annotation, cellular component: plasma membrane. The record is from RefSeq and is a predicted model, not a curated record. Lineage: Eukaryota; Metazoa; Arthropoda; Insecta; Hymenoptera; Apidae. Bases 239 to 1759 code for a protein of 506 amino acids. Gene Ontology annotation, biological process: monoatomic anion transport; transmembrane transport.
AUAUGUUCAACUUUACCUGUACAGUUCACUACUUACCUACUUAACAUUUCCGUUUAUUUCAAACAGCUUAUGGUCAUUUAACGUGUACCAUUGCGGAAUUUCUUAUUAGUUCUUAAGUAAUGUUACAAACAUAUUUUGUAAUUUUUUACUAAUAUUAUAAUUAUAUGAUAAUAUGAUUUUUAUUUUUUUUAUAUUGUAAAUUUGUAAAUAAGUGAUAAGUGAAAUUUUUGUGACGUUUAUGGAUUUAUUUAGAAAGAUUAAUAACAUAAUCUUUCAGGAAACGAUGGAAAGAAAAAAAUCCUCGAUUGAAUCUGGUAAAGAUACUGACUAUGGAACCGUUAAAUAUGAAGAUGAACUUGUAUCUUCCUGGAAAUUUUGGAAAAAAAGAAGAUAUGUAGUCGCAAUAUUAACAUUUCUCGGAUGUUUUACGUCUUAUAUUCUUCGAGUAAAUUUAAGUGUAGCCAUCGUUGCGAUGACUGCGGAAGUUCGCAAAAUUGAUAAAAAUGGAAAUGAAUAUUUUGAAAAAGAAUUCGACUGGGAUUCAAAAACACAAGGACUAGUUUUAAGUUCUUUUUUCUAUGGAUAUAUAAGUACUCAAUUACUUGGAGGAUUGCUUAGCACGCGUAUUGGCGGGAAAAAAGUUUUUGGUUUUGGAAUUGCAAUUACUGCUUUUCUUACAAUUAUCACACCACCUUUAGUUAAAGUGAGCGUUUACAUUUUGCUCGCUUUGCGAAUUAUAGAAGGAAUUUGUGAGGGUGUAACAUAUCCUUGUAUACAUGCAAUAUGGGCACAAUGGGCACCUCCAUUGGAAAGAUCAAAAUUAGCAACCAUUACAUUCUCCGGAAGUUUCUUUGGAACUGUAUUUGCCAUGCCAGUUGCCGGAUUGAUGACUGAAUAUCUUGGUUGGCCUUCUGUUUUUUAUGGUUUUGGAGGAGCUGGUCUUAUUUGGUUUUUUUAUUGGUGGAUAGUCAUCAAAGAUAGACCAGAGGACGAUAAAUCUAUUUCAAAAGCUGAACUUGAAUAUAUUAAAAAUAGUCUUGGAAAUUUGAAAGAAGAAAAAAUUAAACAUCCAUGGAAAGCUAUGCUUACAUCUCCACCAGUUUGGGCAAUUAUCGUAGCUCAUUUUAGCGAAAAUUGGGGUUUCUAUACUAUGCUUACUCAGUUACCAACAUUUAUGAAUGAUGUACUUGAUUUUAAAUUGGACAAAACUGGAUUUUUAUCUGCAUUACCAUAUUUAGCUAUGACUUUCGUCGUUCAAUUUUCUGGACAUUUAGCAGAUUAUUUAAGAGUGAAAAAAAUUUUAACGACUACACAGGUGCGUAAAUUAUUCAAUUGCGGGGCUUUUUUAUUUCAAACUAUAUUUAUGACCUGUACAGGUUUCAUUUCAACAACAGCAGGGGUUGUUAUUUCUAUUACUAUAGCUGUUGGUCUUGGUGGCUUUGCAUGGUCCGGUUUUGGAGUAAAUCAUUUAGAUAUUGCUCCUAAGCAUGCAAGUGUGCUUAUGGGAAUAGGAAAUACUUUUGCCACAUUACCUGGAGUUGUAAGUCCUAUUAUUACUGGAUAUAUUGUUCAAAACAAAAGUCCUGAAGAAUGGAGAAUAGUUUUUAUCAUUGCUGGUGCAAUUUAUUUAAUAGGAGCUGUAAUAUAUGGUUUAUAUGCAUCUGGUGAGAAACAAAAAUGGGCACAAGAAAAUGAAAAGGAAAACAUAGAAUCAAAGAGAUCUUAUGAUAAUCCAGCAAUGGAAAUAGAUAAUUUAUAACAUAAAAAAAUUUUAUUGGUAAUUACAUUAGUAUUUAUGAUACAUUUAGAAUCAUUGAAUAUUUGAUUAUAUUUAUAUUUUUAUUGUAUAUACAUGUUACAAAUUAUUUUUUUACCUAAAUUUUUAAAUUUUAAAUUUUUAUGAAUAAAAAAAUUGAACACAAAAGAUUUUAUCAAAUAUAUGUAUAUAUAAAAUAUAUAUAAAAUAUUACAAAAUAAACUAUUUUAAU